This is a messenger RNA of Letharia lupina, 675 nucleotides long. RefSeq lists its product as uncharacterized. The transcript has 2 exons. The record is from RefSeq and is a predicted model, not a curated record. Lineage: Eukaryota; Fungi; Ascomycota; Lecanoromycetes; Lecanorales; Parmeliaceae. The coding region runs from base 1 to 675 and encodes 224 amino acids.
AUGCAAUCGCCUACGAAGGAAGGAAUGACGCCUACCGAAGAAUCUGUCAGUCGGGCUGGGACCCCACCGAACGUUGCCGAAGAGAGAGACCUGUGGCUCCAGGCGCUAGAGACCGAAGACUUCGCUAAACUGCUGCUUGAGUGCUAUAGGUCUUCAGCAGCCGAAGAGACUCCCCUCAUUGGACUCCAACCUCAAUGCUCGCGCGAUGCACCAAGUGAGAACGCUCCGACUCCGGCCGAGAUGAAAGAAGGAUUCGCAGAAGCUCGAUUCGCAACGCUAAGGCUCUUACGACCUUGGUUUCCCAAAGCAGACCCAGAACAUGAACGGGCGAAAAAAUUUAGGGCCUGGCAUUCGAGAAGAGAUAUUGUUAUGCAAACUUGCUCCGUAACCUCGGUAGUGAUCUUCCUAAUUAACCUUUCGUGUACGGUUGUGUUCAAGUCGAAAUGGGGAGCUAAUAGCGAUAUCAAUACUCUCUACCAAGGUGAUUGUUCCAAGACGGAGAAGAUUAGUACGGAUCUUCACGUGGUAAUCAACCUGCUCAGUGCCCUCUUACUCGGCGCCUCAGACCUGUGUAUGCAACUUCUGGCGGCGCCUACACCCUCGGAAAUUGAAAGAGCACACAAAAAAUAUUUGGGUGCCGAGCUUUCGAAACCUCAGACACAUCGGUCGGGAUAG